CGCCAUGUUGGAUAAGCGAGUUGCGGAUGAACUCAAGGAAGUGGAGCAGCUCUCCAGAUGGCGAGAGGCGCUCGGGCAGCUGACAUCGAUCUAAAACAACCUAACCGCUUCCCUUAUGACGGAGAUGACUUCCUUGACCCAGAGAAGUUCGGGCCUCGUGCAGAGGCGAACCGAAGCCUCGCGCAGCGCGGCGGAGAAGGACCGCACGCCGGGGCAGGAGGACCACGACGAGCCCCGGCGGGGAGACGAGCUGGAGGACGACGACACCGGAGACUCCAAAGAAACCCGGCUGACCUUAAUGGAAGAAGUGUUGCUGUUAGGACUGAAGGACCGAGAGGGCUACACCUCUUUCUGGAAUGACUGCAUUUCGUCAGGGUUGCGAGGGUGCAUGCUGAUAGAAUUAGCCCUGCGAGGACGCCUGCAGCUGGAAGCUUGUGGCAUGAGGAGGAAAAGUCUUUUGGCCAGGAAGGUGAUCUGUAAGUCAGAUGCUCCAACGGGUGAUGUGCUUUUAGACGAGGCCUUAAAACACAUCAAAGACACCCAACCACCUGAGACGGUGCAGAGCUGGAUCGAACUGCUGAGCGGAGAGACAUGGAACCCUUUGAAGCUGCAUUACCAGCUGAGGAACGUCCGUGAGAGGCUGGCCAAGAACUUGGUGGAGAAAGGCGUCCUCACUACGGAGAAACAGAACUUCUUGCUGUUUGAUAUGACCACACAUCCUCUGACCAACAACACCAUCAAGCAGCGUCUCAUCAAGAAGGUGCAGGAGGCUGUUCUAGACAAAUGGGUGAACGACCCUCAUCGAAUGGACAAGCGUAUGCUCGCGCUCAUCUUCCUGGCUCAUUCGUCUGAUGUUUUGGAAAAUGCAUUUGCACCGCUGCUAGAUGACCAGUACGACCUGGCCAUGAAGAGAGUACGACAGCUGCUGGAACUUGAGCCUGAGGGGGAAAGCAUAAAGAGCAACACCAACGAGCUGUUAUGGGCCGUCAUAGCUGCUUUCACUAAAUGAGACUACAGGCUGAGCAUAUAGAUGGUGCUGUGGGUGGACUGUGGGGUGGGAACAGACCAUUAACCCCAACAUGACAACUGUACCCACACUUGACCUAGCAGAGUGGGCUACUCUCCAUGUUUCUGCCUUUAUCAGUUGUUUCCUUUUAAAUAAAUGUUCUCAUCUGUCGUCAUUAGCCCACCUUCCCCCCUGUAACUGCCUGUCUGUCUGUUCAAACCAAAUGUAUGGACCAGAGGAUAGAUUUGAAUGAAACUCACUAAGAUGUGGUUGGAUGGACGUUUACAACUGCUAACAUUUGGAGUCGACCUGAUCCAAGACGACCACCACAGCUAAUUGAUUUAAGCUAACACAAAAAUGGCUAAAACUCAGUAACAGAUCUAGAGCUAACGUAUAAUGUGGGAGUAGCUGAGAGUCAUCCCUGCCACCUACUCCCAAGUGCUAACAUCACAUGAGCUGUCUGAAACGUUUAUGCAGGGUGUGGGGUAAUCUGCAUUCCUUCAUGGAUGUUACUUUUCAUUUAUGUUUAUUUCACCUGAAAUUUAACUGUCGAGUUUUGAAUGAAGCAUUUGGCGACAAAAUAGAUCCGGCACAAAUCACGAUGUUGGCUUUUUAAUAAUUUUUUUUUUUUUUUUUUACUUUAGUUUUUACAGGUGAGGUUUGUAUUUGACGUUCAAGAAUACAAUGGCUAACUUUGAUGUGCACUUUAAAGCACAGCUGUAGUGGUCGUGUAAGACGAUGACAAGUUCAAGGGAUUGUCUGGACAUUUUUGUAGCGGUGAUCUAUCAAAUCAGAUGUUUCUUUCCAUCCGUGACGUCGGUCAGAGUAUGGAGAGAGGCAGAAGGCUAAAGGUUAGCUAAACAAUGACGGACCUUUUCUUUCAGCAACUCUUGAAUCAAGAAUCAACUCGUUCUUAAGACCAACAGAUGUGUGUUAAAGAACGCUGCACUGGCUUAUAAUACACUUUUACAUGUUUACAUGAAGGCCUGUCGCAAUAAACAAAUCAAUCACAUGAUUAAUGAAAAUUAUC
This is a messenger RNA of Nematolebias whitei (Rio pearlfish), 2036 nucleotides long. RefSeq names its product golgi phosphoprotein 3a (gene golph3a). Gene Ontology annotation, cellular component: trans-Golgi network; cytosol; Golgi cisterna. Gene Ontology annotation, molecular function: phosphatidylinositol-4-phosphate binding. Gene Ontology annotation, biological process: Golgi vesicle budding; Golgi organization; Golgi to plasma membrane protein transport. The transcript is spliced from 5 exons. The record is from RefSeq and is a predicted model, not a curated record. Bases 116 to 1009 code for a protein of 297 amino acids. Lineage: Eukaryota; Metazoa; Chordata; Actinopteri; Cyprinodontiformes; Rivulidae.